UCUGGCUGCUUCCUCUGCAUGCCCAUCUACGGCGCUCGCAUUCUGGAACAAACGGGCUCAGGCAAAUGAACCUCGUGUAUAAAUGACGCGGUUUCAUGUUACUUCAACAGAUCCUAAAUCGUUUUGCAGCAGUUCUCAUAGUUUUGCAAACGACCAACUAAGAAAUUGAGCCUUCAAUCGGAUAUCUCGCAUUAUCAUCAAUCCAGAAGAGAUUUAGGAGGCCGAUUGAUUGCCUCUCAUAUUCGUGAGUAGAACAGGACGAUGGCCGCCGCGAUGUCUCAGAUGUCUGCCGCUGCAACCAUGGCCGGCGGCCUCAUGGCCCUGGCCCCCUCCUCCACGAGGCUGUCCAGCGCUGCUUCCCGCGUGGUGGACCGACCCAGACUGGGCGCGUCGCUGGCCGGACGAGUUCGAUGCGAGGCGGGCAAGGGCCUGCGGGAAACCAUCAAUGAGAGCACGAAGAAGGACAUCACGGAGGGCGAGAUCCUGAAGAACAUGGAGACCAACGAGUCGGAGCAGCGCUCGUAUUUCGGCGCCAAGCCCACCCCGGGGUUCGACCAGGCUGUGGGGUUCACCCCCCGCCCCGAGAUCGAGAGGCGGCCCGAGACCGGCGACAAGUCCUUCUUCAGCGUGUUCGCGUUCGACGGGGCUGCCCCCGAGACCAUCAACUGCCGGCUGGCGAUGUUGGGCAUCGUGUGGGCGUUCUUCGCGGAGAAGGCGACGGGAUUGACGGUGGCGGAGCAGCUGUUCAACCCCACCACGAGCGGGCUGGUGUACUUCGUGGGCGCGGUGCAGCUGUUCACGUACGCGUCGCUGGUGCCGAUCAUGAACGGCGAGUCGACGGAUGCUCGCAGCUUCGGGCCGUUCACGGCGCGGGCUGAGCGAUGGAACGGGCGGCUGGCGAUGCUGGGAUUCUUGUCGCUGGUUGUCACGGAGCUGAUCCGCGGAGCUCCCGUGUUCCACUAAAUGUAUGUAGGUAGGCAGGCAGGCAGGCGCGGAGGGAUCAAUUCCUGGACUGCUGCAAGAUUGUACAGUGCCGAUUGUAGAGUUUUGGUAGUUCGUUGAGUCGAUAGUCAGGUGAAGGAGAUUGGAUGCUUGCCCCGGCGUCUGUUCAUAUGGAAGUAGGAAACAGCCGGCCUUGCGUGCUGAGAAUGGAUUGCUCCAGCGUGGACCUGACAUGUAUGUUUUGAAGUAAUUUCUUGUUGACGAACUGUUCAAUUAUGUGUCAUGCGUGAGGAUUUGAAAAUACAUAUUUUUGUGGCCUA
Molecule: messenger RNA, 1262 nt
Organism: Physcomitrium patens
Lineage: Eukaryota; Viridiplantae; Streptophyta; Bryopsida; Funariales; Funariaceae
Product: early light-induced protein, chloroplastic
Source: RefSeq, a predicted model, not a curated record